UGUCUCGACGUAAGGUUGGUGUUGCUGCGCUGCUUGGACUCCUCUCACUGGACUUCUGCCCCACGCAUGGACUCUAGAUCUGAUCAAAAAUAUUCCAUUUAUUUCACGCACACGGUCCUUGAAAUCGUUAAUUUAUUUGACUGGCUGAUCCAUAUUUCUACGAGAAAGUAAUUAUGUGAAGUGAAUUAAUGUGCUAACGUUACCGUUCAGAAUUAAAAACCAAAUAAGUGACGUUAAAUGAACUUAAAUCAUGGAAAUGAAAGCCAGUCGUUUUAAUCUAAUGAGAGGCAAACCGCACUGAUUUAAAAAUUAUCGCAUUUACCUCAUCGAGUGAUUACCUACAAAUUGUAUCAGUGAACCCGUUUUGUGAACCUUAGUACCGAGUGGCGUCGGGCUUCACUACUGUUGUGGGCCACGGGACACCUAAGUAUCAUGGAUACCGCUAAGGUGCGAGUGUCGUCCGUGAAGAUUUCACUAGCUGUUCUUCCCUUGCUUCUGCUGCUCCUAUGGCCUCCAGUCGCUGCCAACUGGAUGUAUCUCGGCGUGGUGGGCGUGACGCCGUUGCUGCCACAGGGCGAUCAGGAGGCUCAAAACUUGUCGACUUCAUCAGCAGUGAGCAUUUGUCAGCACCUGCCUGGCCUGGUGCAACAGCAGGUGGCCGUGUGUCAGGACCAUCCUGAUGCCAUCAAGAGUGUCAGCGCCGGGGCCAGACGUGGCAUCACUGAGUGCCAGUACCAAUUCCGACACGAGCGAUGGAACUGCACCACCACGCAUGAAGAUCCCGACGUACCUUUUGGACACAUUAUUAAAAGAGGCAGCAAAGAGACAGCGUUCAUCUACGCCAUCACCUCGGCCGGAGUGGUGCACGCAGUGACGCAGGCUUGCUCGUCCGGUAAUCUCACGGACUGCUACUGCGACAUGAGCAAGCAAGGCCUGUCCACCCCCGAGGGCUGGAAGUGGGGCGGAUGCAGCGACAACCUGAACUUCGGUAACCAGUUCGCUCGCCAGUUCGUGGACGCGCCUGAGAAGGAAUGGCACAAGAAAGAGAAGAAAUUCCGCAACCUCAUGAACCUACACAACAACGAAGCUGGGCGCCAGGAAAGAAAGUCGGAGCUGGUGCACAUCCACAGCUCGCCGAACUACUGCAAGAGCAAGCCGAAGAAGGGCAUCCUGGGCACCUCAGGGCGACAGUGCAACAAAACCUCGUCGGGACCAGACUCUUGCAGCUUCCUCUGCUGCGGACGCGGAUACAAUACCAAGGCCGUGAAAUACAUCGAGCGCUGUCACUGCAAGUUCGUGUGGUGCUGUCGCGUUGAGUGCAAGAACUGUGUGACAAAAGUCGAUGUCCACACCUGCAAGUGAAGAAAUCCUAACGAAUUUCUAUCCCUCUUGCUGAAUUUCCAUCCCUCCGUUUUCUUAUAACUUUCAUAGGUACCGGCAUUGACAUGAACAUCAUUGAUUACCACGUGCGCAGAAUAUUCCCUCUGCCAACAACGUUAUUUUAAACUUAGCCUAAAUUUUAGUCUAUAUACGAAAUAGAUUAACUCCAUGUGUUAAAAGUGUAUCGUGAAGGUGCGCCUGUCCUCGAGGCCGUGUUGUAUGUGUCGUAAAAUUCUCGUUUGUUUGAAGGUUGUUAACUACUUUUAUUAAUUUCACGAGUAGCAAAAUGAUCUGUAUUUAGUCUGAAAUGUAUGUAUCUCUGCUUGUCGCUUUUCUGUUAAAUUUUUACAAUUGGUUUGUCGCUUGUAUGUGGAAUGGCAGCGCGGUGCUUGCACGGCAUUCAGGGCAUUCACGGGCUUCACUUUAAAUUGUCGAUCUGAAUAUUUUUUCUUGUUCAAGAUCCAAGUCUACAGUUAUUGAAAGAAUGCUGCGAAGUAACGAUAAUUGUCAAUUGAACUUAAAUGUUUUAACAACUAACUAACUCGUAUUUUUUACAUAUAUCUCUUUAAUUACUAUUUCCGAGGACAAUCAUUUUAUUGUUUAUCAAUGCAUUUCAGCCUUUUUAAUCAAAAAGUACCUUCGUAAUGUUACCAUUGCAAUACUUGAAGAUAUUGUGUUUUAAAUGAAUUACCUCUCAUGCUAUCGUUUAGUGUUCUUGUCAUAAAACUGCAUAGUUUGAGCCGAUAGCCUGUCUUUGAUGAUUCAUGAAUGACGCUCAAUGUUACCGUUGCAGCCAUAGCGACCAUUUUAAUUUUCGGGCUAUGACAGUGGGCCGUGGAUUUUAUUUACAUCUACCACUUUUUACGUCGAGUUUUCACGCACUUCAUAUUGUUCGUGAAUCGUAAUCUUUACGUAAUUCCUUUAAGUAUUGCAAAAGUUGGCUUACCUACAGUCAGCAUCUCGUGUAUAUAAAUUGACUUAGAUCUGCAGAUAGUUUAUUUUCGGGUUUGAUAUUAACAAAUAGCAUAAAUUUCAUGAUCAGUACUUCGAUCUGAACUUCUAAUUAAUAGGUAAUUAUUAUGAUAGGCAAGGCAAUAUUCAUGAAUGAUUGACUCGAUAUACUCUAAGAAAAUGUCCAGUUAUUCUAAGUAAUUUUAAUGGUUCUUAUAGAGAGACCGGUGUUAUAAGUCGAUGUAUGUAUGGUAGGUUAUGUUUUGUAAAUAGCGCACUCUGUUGACCCACACCAUGUCUGAUAUCGCCAUGACUCGGUGCAUCUUCUUAUAAUUUGUAAAUGAAAGCAAUUUUACAAUUUAUCGUACUCUCAACUUCAGCUACGUUUAAUUAAAAGCAAAUAAUUUCAUGAUACUCAAAAUUAGUAAAUUUAAUUAUUAUAUCCCGCGCCUUAAUUUCUAUUGCCCGUUUUUAAACGAUCGUCAAGUAGUUCCGCGUAUAAACUCCUAUUUUAACUUCUUGCUUAAAUGUCCAUAUCUUAACUAUAGACAAGGAAAUUCCGUAAUUAUUUUAAAUAGAAAUUUUCUUAAAGAAGUAAUUGAUAUUCUACGAGAAGAGCUAUUUAUUUCUUCCAAAGAUAGGCGGCGCAUUUAAAUGGUCACAUGUCAAUAAUUUGGGGGUUUUCACUGUUUAAUGUCGCAAAAUUAUAUGCUUUGACUGAAAUUUUCGAUAUUCUGUGCACUGGUCCUACUUAGUAGGGUUUUAGGGUUAUUCUAUGUCCUAUUUCGAAAGAUUCUAGGGUUAUUCUAGGUCCUUCUUCGUAUGGUUCUAGGGUUAUUCUAGGUUCUACUUAGUAGGGUUCUAGGGUUAUUCUAGGUCCUACUUAGUAGGGUUCUAGGGUUAUUCUAGGUCCUACUUCGUAGGGUUCUAGGGUUAUUCUAGGUCCUACUUCGUAGGGUUCUAGGGUUAUUUUAGGUCCUACUUCGUAGGGUUCUAGGGUUAUUCUAUAUCCUACUUAGUAGGGUUCUAGGUCGUUUCUAGGUCCUAUUUCGUAGGAUAAAGAUUGUUAUCUCUUAUAUGAGUGUGUAAUUUGACAGAUGAAAUGCAUGCAAGCAUUACAGUUUUUUCCGAUUGCACUUUCCUUUAAAGGACCAUUAUCAUGAGAAACUGUGAACAAAACUCCACAAUUUUAGAUGGUAGGACAGCUUUACGCUAGAUUUAAUGACGGCUUGUAAAUGUAUAGUUAACAUCAUGUUCAUGUAUAUAUUUGUAUAGUCCUGAGCUUUAUGUGUCUAGCUUCUAACUUGACGUAGUUUCUUUGUAUUUUAAUGAGCGUAAUUAUCGUACUGGUUUGCAUCGUUUUCUUGCGAUAUCUUGUAAUUAUUUUUUCAACGCGGAAUUUACCUAUCAAUGUAAAAGUUGCUCGCCGUGAACUGCUAACAAAUACUCGCUUCAGAGCUUGAGACGAGGCUCUUAUUGGCCUUGAGUGUCUCUGAUAUUUUUAAUUCGUCUAUUUCAAAGCAUCAUUGUGAAAGUUUAUCACUUGAUUUCAGGGCAGAUAAUUACGCUACGAUGCCCACGCAUAGUGAAAUGUUGAUGUUCUUUAAAUGUUUUCAUAGGUGCUGAUUUCAUUGAUCGAAAAAAGGCAACGAAUUCAAGUAAAAAUUCGUUCAACAAACUCAAAUUCAACGAAUUUACGCCAAAAAUAAUGUACACAUUUAUUACUGACGUAUCUUCAAACUAAAGAUUUCGCACCGAUUGCGUCGACAUUGAAGACGCGAAAAAAGGUACAAACAACCGACGAUUUUUCUUUCAAACCGCAUUUUCAUACGGAAGUACCUGUGAAUUUGAUCGCUUGACAAAUGUAAACCCGCAUGCCAUUUGGUAAAAACCCUUAAUUGGCCAGGCUAGAUAAAAUUUUCCACUUGAAAUUGUUUAAAAAGUUAUCUAGUGUGAAAAUUACAACUAACGAACAAAUGGAGUUCAUUUGUUCUCAGUAAAUUUUGAACAUCCAACUUCUAAGCAUCACUGUCUUCUAAUUUUUCAUUCGUAUCUUCUAGUACUAAGUAAUCUUCGUGUAACCACAUACUGCUACACAAAUUUUCUGUCAACUGUUUCAUUAUUGUUUCGCGAUGAUUUCAAUUAUAUAUCAGAAUUCGAAA
Molecule: messenger RNA, 4493 nt
Organism: Hyalella azteca
Lineage: Eukaryota; Metazoa; Arthropoda; Malacostraca; Amphipoda; Hyalellidae
Product: protein Wnt-2b
Exons: 7
Coding region: 433-1362 (309 amino acids)
Biological process (GO): multicellular organism development; neuron differentiation; canonical Wnt signaling pathway
Cellular component (GO): extracellular region
Molecular function (GO): frizzled binding; cytokine activity
Source: RefSeq, a predicted model, not a curated record